AUGAUGUCGAAACACGACAAAAUAUGCAGCGAAAACUCGAGAAAGCUGCUGAAUUUAAUAAUAAAUACACAAAAAUCAGGUUUAGAUGUUGCUGACCUUGGCAUGAUUCACUUAGUAAAUGAGAUCGAUCGUUUACGAAAGUUGUGGAAAGCAUCAGAAGAAUCAAAAAAGAAAAUUUUAGAAGAAGCACGACAAACAGAACGCCAAUUAAUAGAAACUCGGAAGACUGUGGAAGUUCAAAAGAGUGACUUAGCUGAUACCAGAAAGCAUAUGAGUGUUGUUAUGGAAGAAAAUCGCGCUCUCAAACUUGACUUGAAUGUGUAUGAAACACGAGAGAAACAACUUAAGGAAGCAAUGAAAAGUGGAUUAUUUGAUAGUUUGACUAAAGAAGAUCGGGAUCAGUUUGCCUUCUUGAGAGAGCCUUUGAUGCGCACACAUUCCACAAGAGUUCAGGCAAAAUACCCACAAAUAUUACAUGAGACACAAGAUGACGGAGACGAUAGUGAAGUCGAUUACGACGUUACCGGAGACAGUCUCGACGAAGUUAUUGUUCUGAGAAAUGGUAGAGAGGUUCGUCGCUCUUCGGUAGCACGUAACCGACGAUCCUCAUCAGCGCAACCCAAUGUUGCUCCAACUGCUCCAGCCAUUAAUUCCAAAAGAAGCCGUAGCCGUGUUAUGACCGCAACAAUAGAAGAAGAACCUUCUGAAGGAGGAACUCCACCCAAGCGAUGCCGUGAUGGAAGCUCAAAUGCUCCUGAAGUGACCACAACAACAACCACGACGACUACUUUGACUAUUACCGGAAAAGAUGGUAGACCAGGGAGAAGCAGCGUUCACCGAACUGUGACUCGUCGAAGCCUGAGUUGUGGGAGUGUGCCAUCUGUUGGGACUCCUGGGCAAACUACUGGAAUGGUGGGCGGAAAUGCAGCCAUAACCAAAAGCACGUUGGACAUUAGAACUCUUAAGCGAUGCGUAAAUGCUCCUUCAUGGACAACCGGAAGCAGCAAAGAUAUAGCUGCUAGAGAGCAUACUUUUGAAGAAGUCGGAAUAAAUUUUGUAAUCCAAAAAUGCGAUGGAUGCCAGAGUUCGAUUUUUGCUAGCAAGUCCCUUAAGUGCAAGGAUUGUCAUCAGAGUGUUCAUAAAAUGUGCGCCAGACUCCUUCAUCCGCCAUGUGUUCCACGCCAGAAGACCAUUUCGACUCCAAAAAGCGUAAAUCGAACUCAACGUCGCGAAUACCGCCUUCAAGACUUCUGCACAAGCGCGAAACCAAUGAUUCCCUAUCCAAUUGUGCACUGCGUUGUCGCACUUGAGAAGAAUCGUUUGAAUCACAUUGGGCUUUACCGUGUACCAGGAGAUGUUCGAGUUGUUGGCAAAUUGUUGACCGAAUUGAGAACGUCGAAAACUGUUCCGAACCUCGACAUUCAAGAUUCUGAUGUGAUCACGGAAACAUUGAAAAGAUUUUUGAGGGAUUUGAGGGAUCCACUUGUUCCAAAAACUUCGCGUGCGGAGAUCCUUUCUGCUGGUGCACUGUAUGCUGCUGAUCAAGCUAAAGGUCGUCUAGCCCUCAAUCGUGUGAUUUGUGAGCUCCCACAAGCCAAUCGUGAUACUAUGGCUUAUCUAUUUUUGCACUGGAAAAAGGUCAUCGCUCAUUCUGAAUUCAAUAAGAUGGAUGAGAAGCCAAUGGCGACUUGUCUUGCUCCCGCCGUAAUGGGAAUGCCACAGAAAAUUGAUAAAACAGCGGCUCACGAUGUUGCCAAUUGCGAGCGUACCAUGAUUGCUCUAUUCUCAUUUGAUGACAUUUAUUGGCAACGGUUUUUGAAUAACCAAACCGAUGUGAUUGAGACCCCAAGAUAUGCAGAAACGAAUGCCGCAGUUUUUGAUCGGAGCAUUUUGGGUCCGAAUUUGAAGGUGUUCCAGAUGGAGGUGGAUGGUCCACCUCCAUUUUCGGGAGUUAUUGAUGAGACGAAUGAAUCAUUUUCAAACCGGGUCAAUUCAAUUGACGAGGAUGCUGAAGAACACGAAAAUGAAUUUGUGGGAAAAGGACAAAGCGAAUUGCAGAAGGAAGUUGAUGAGAUGAAAACAGCGCAAAGUUUUUCCGGAGUUUGUUUAAAUGAAAACCAGGUAUCCGAAAGUGAUGUUGAAACGGCGAACUCGCGAAUUAGCGAUUUUUCCUAUUUCAAAACAGCUAACGAGAUUGGGACUUCCGAUAUGUCGACAAAAGUAGAAGAAUCAGUUAGUAAAGAUGAUGAAGACGAUGAAUGGGGAGACUUUGGUGCUGCCGCGCCGAUCAGUGAUACCAUUGUUGAAGUUUCUGCAAAUGGUGACGAUGAUGAUUGGGGAGAUUUUGAUCAAGCAAGACCAUCAAAAAUUGAAGCAAUUAAGCCAACGUUCACGAAAAAUGAUUCUUUGGAAGAUUGGGGUGCAUUUGAAGGUGAAGAAAUCAAAGGUGCAAACGACGAUUGGCAGGCCGAAUUUGCUAGCGCGGCAGUUGGACCAUCUACUAGUGUGGAGGCGGAAAGUUUUCUAAAACUUGAGAGUUUAAUGGAUAACGAGGAGUUCUGGAAUGAUGGAUUCGAUUCUGAAAACGUGUAUACACCAGAGGAAGAUGAAGAAUGCAACUCGGAAUGUUCUGAUAUUAUUCAAAAAUUCAAUGAUGUAAAUUUAAACGAAAACGAUGCUUCCGCAUAUUUAUGGUUAUCGUUACGAAUAGUCGAAGACGCAAGAUCGCUGAAAUUCGAAUGGAAGUCAUCUAGUCUGAGAAAAAAUCACUUCAACUCGUUAAGAAUUGAUCCGAAUAAAGUUGAAAGGAGGGAAAAGCCGAUAUUCGAUUCUUCGAUGCUUCUUCCGACGCCUGUAUCGUCUUCGGUUCCGUCUUCAUCAAAUAAAUUGUCGCCUACUGAAGAAAGUAAAGAUACACCGAGUAGCACAAGCAACGGAGAUUCUCCUACAAUUCCGGUUGUUGAUUUUGAUUGGGAUGCUUCGGGACUUACUAAUCCACUGAAAGGAGCAGGUCAAACUUCUGCGAUAAUCGAUGUGGAUUUUCUCUCUUCAAAUGGUGUUGUUAACAGUUUUACUAAUCCGUUGCAAAAGGAUCUCGCCGAAUUUGGAUUGAAUUCCUCGAAUGAGCUGCAAAAUCAUUCGAAAUCUUCGAUUCUUGACUCGAUUCUCCAAAAAACGAACGAGAGCCGAAAAAGUCCUUAUAAGGACGUGCAGGUUCUCUCAUUGGAUGCGCGGAAGUUGCUUGAACAACUGCCCGAUCUUGAAUAUCUCCAAUCUUCUAUGCUGAUGUUUCCGAUGGGUAGUGGAAUUAGCAAUCGCGAUCCUUCGAGUGAGCAACGAAAUGUGGAAACUGAGAGCCAAUUCAAUCAUACUUUGACGGAAAAGGCGCCAGUGUCCCAAAAAGCUGAAGAAUUCGUUACUCGAAUAUUCAAAGAUCUCGUGGAAAGUUGGAAUGAAAUUGUGACAAUCGACAAAAAUAUGAAAUUGGAUGAACUAUUGAAAGGAUAUGAUAUUGAUAAGAAAUUGGAAGGGAUGAAGAUGAUGAAUAAGGACGAACUUAUUGAUAUAAUGAGAGUUAAACUAAUGAGUAUUCAAACUAUGGAACAGGAAAUACAGCUUCUCUCGAAACACAAACAAGAUUUAGCAUUGAAGUUGAAAAUAUGCGAGACUAGAAUUAUGGACUCUCAACUUCGAGUUUUUGAUAAGAUGGAUUCCGCUUUUAAAACAAUACUUGAUGAUUUCGAAAAGCGAGAAAUCGAAUUGGUCGAAAAACUCGAAGAAGUUGAGAAGAAGAAUGAAUCUGUUUCGAAAAGAAAUGAGGAGCUCGAUUUUACUUUAACAUCGGCUAUGAAUAGGAUUGAAUCGCAAGAAGAAAAAAUCGACGCGUUAAAUAAGGAAAAUGAUAGGAUAAGCAAACACAAUGCCGAUUUAGAAACUGAGCUUGCAAUUGUGAAAAAAAAGAAUGAACGGUUAACAGACGAAAUUUUUGUACUUGAAGAGAAGAAAACGCAAUUAAACGAGGAACUCAUCGAUUCUCGAGAGCAGAUGAUCGAGCGAACUAAAGAAGUGCAACGAUUGCAAACUGCGAUGCUUCAGGAAGACGAGAAAAAUCGGGAAAAGGCGAGAAGAAAUGAACUUGAGCUUGUACAACAAAUGGUUGAAAAAUACGAAAAACAUUUCGAAAUGCUUGAAUGUCAGAUCAAAGGAAAAUUGAAGAGAAAUAUAGCGAAUAAUUAUCGUGAAAUGCUGGAUGUAAUUUCUGAUGAAAAAACACACAUUCCCACUCCUCCAUCAUCGUCAUUUGGCGACCCAUUAUUGGAUUUAGCAAAUGAAUUGGAAAGGAAUAAAGAGAAUAAAAAACGACCAUUGAGUGAUAAAUCAUCGUGUCCCCCGUCACCGAAAAGAAAUGUUGGUGUUCAAGUCGAACGACGAAGUGAGAAGAAAGUGAGCGCGCCCGUCAAACGCGUGCUGCCAGUCUCAUCAAGAGGAUUCCGAAAUUAA
Caenorhabditis bovis is the source of this 4500-nucleotide messenger RNA. Lineage: Eukaryota; Metazoa; Nematoda; Chromadorea; Rhabditida; Rhabditidae. The record is from the annotation of a GenBank genome assembly.